CUAACAUUAUAUCCCUUGAUCUCACUAGAGCUGAGGGAGAGGCGGCGAGGGUGCGAAUCCCGCAUUCAAGCUCGAUGGAGGUCUCCCGGAUCUCCGCAAGAGAGUAGACCGCAGUUGCGUCACAAGGAUGCAUUGUUGGAUGCGAAGUCUGCGGUUCGUUUGGUCCAAACUGGAUCCAGUGCGCCGCCGAGCUCGCCGGCGGCCAGGCCCCCGAUGAACAGCGCGGGGCAAAGCGUUGGUACCGUUGCCUCAAGGUUGGGGUCUCCAGGUCAAGAUUCGACGCGAGCAUCUCCGCUCGAACUUCUUAUCAGGAAUGGCUGAAAACUGCUGCUGGUUAAAUCUUUUAUGGGAAGUGAUGCUACAUCUCGAAGCAUUUUUUCUGCUGUUGGUUACCAGGUGAAACGGGCGAGGAGCAGGUAGUUGUAAUCCCAUGGGCAGUGAUCCUUGAGAAGGUGAUGAAGUCCUUACCAGGCAAAAAAGGUCCAGUUUAUCAUUGGAUGAAGUCUGGUGUUUCUAGUUUCCAAGUAUGCAUUGAAUUGGACUGCACGGGCACAAGGUAUUCAGUUGUACCAGUUGGAUGCUGCAGUUCGGAAUUGAAGGUAUGCAACUUAUGAGCAUGGAAGGAUGUUUUGAACCAAUAUGUAUGCGAUGUGGCCGAUCUGCUUAUUGCUACACUAUCAAUCAGCGGAGAUGCCUUCAAUGUCAAGACCGAGCACCGCCACCUAGUUCCUGUCGCCGGCCUCCGCCACCGGACCACUUGUGCCACCCACCUCAGUUUGCAGGACGUAUAGCAAGGAGAUUGUUCGGCUAUGGCGGGGCGCGACAGAGGUCUGAUGAGGUCACUCACAGACCUAUUGGGCGGCAGAUCUACCGAGGCAGGUGAGUCCUCCCAGAGGACUCGACGGACAGGCAGGAGAAGUCGGAGGAGUGGAGCAGGUUCGUCGACGCGCGACGCCGCUGAGGGCUCCGGCACGGCUGCAGGAGGGAGGGCUGGGAGGAGGAGCAGGAGCAGGAGCAGGAGAGGUGCUCCUCUUGUGGAGGAGGAGGCAGAGGUGGUGGAGGAGGAGGACGAGGAGGAGGAGGAUCCCGGUGCUGAGGAGCAGGACGAGGAGGAGGAGGAGGAUGGGGCGGAUGAGGAGGAGGAGGACUUGGGCGUACCUGCCGUCUGGCAGCGAGGUCCCUCGAGGCUCCCAGAUCGUCCGAUACCUCUAGAGCACCGACCGGUCCUCCGACCUGACGGGAAAAUGAACUUUGAGAUAGUUGUUCCAGGUGUUGCUCACAACUGCAUGGCCAAUGGCAUCCUGGGCCUCCUCUGCAAGCGACACUACACAGGCGCCAUGGAUAUUGCUGGGGUACGUCAGCCAGCCUCUUCAUGGGAGCACUACAUCGCCGCACCGGAUGGACCAGAUGAGGAAGGCAGAGCAUUUGACAACAAGGCGCAUCGGGUGUUGAACGAACUAUGGGAUUUCGACAGAUACGAGGAGGGAAUGAUGCCCAGGUCGAUGCAGGUGGCUAGCAGAGCUUGUUACAAGCUGGUGGCGGAUAUGUUUUACGAGGCGCACAUCCAGGCCGUCAUCGACUACAAGGCCAGGAUCGAAAAUAGUGAGGAUCUACAAAGGACCUGUGAGAGACAUCAGACUCACCCGGGAACAAUACUUGCGGUGGACCGGUGGUGCUCGCAAGAGUGGGUGGAGAUGCACGAGGCUGCCCGGCAGCGGCGUUUGCUGAUGCCAGGUGCAUCGCACCAUCAGGGCAACCGUAACCUCAAGGUGUACGCGGCUAGAUAUUCGGCGUCACAUGGUAGUGUGCCUUGCACCCAAGUCCAGGCAUACUGUUUGGCCCACAAAGGAAAGGCGACGUCUGAUGUCACCUUCAACCCGCAGGAUCCGCCCGAAGUGUACAGCAAUGCAAGCGUCCACAGCCGCCUCAGUGGGUACAGCUCGAUGGCACAAGAAGUUCAUGGGCCGGAGUUUGAUGCGAUCAAUGAGCCCAUUGAUGGAGAAGUCAUCAUGAGGGCGGGAUUAGGCAAGAAGCAUGGACGGUACUGGUUUGGCGACAGCUUAGUCGAUAUGGCGACUACUCCCACUCUCUCGCAGAUUCGAGCCAGGAGUACCAGCUCAAGCCCUGCCAUACGCCCACGGCCAGACACUACACAGACUCAGAUUGAGGCUGUCAAGGUUAUUUCUGUUUCAUCCGUCAUUCCUCCGUUUUUACAUAUGUUCGCUUUGAAUUCUAACCCUGGGAUCAAAUCCUUUAGGCCCAGAUGGAAGCAGCCUUCUAAGCACGGCAGGAGGCGGCAGAGGAGAGGUGGAGGGCCGAGCGGGAUGACAUGCAGUAAAAAUUGGAUCAAGCUCUAACAUUUAUGCAAAGCCUGGGCUCGGCGAUGGGUGUUUCGCCUCCACAAUUCCCUUCGGCCCCACUUGUUCAUCGGGCAGAAACUCCUACCAAUCAGUCUGCGGCAUCCAAUGAUGGGCAAGUGAAUCCUGACUUCUCGCCUCCUGUGCAGCCGCCUCAGCAGUUUGUGUGGCCACCGCCUCAAUGGGUGGCUUGGAUUCAGCAGCAGCAGCAGCAGCCGUCACCACCGCAGCAAGGUUGGUCGCCGAUGCCUACAUGGCCGCCCCCGCCGAUGUGGCUGCUGCAUCCGCCACUGCCGCCUCCGCCGCCGUCGGCCCCGUGAGUUGUAUGGACUUCAUUUCUAGGGAUAUGUAUGCUAGCUUUACACUUGAACUUGUAUGGACUUGAUUUGUAUGAGCUUGUAUGAAUUUGUAUGGACUUAACUUGAACUUGUGGUUGUCGAUGAAUGAAACAAGAGUUUAUUUGUAUCUGUGCAUUUCUGGAUAAUAUCAAAUGCCUGCGAUGCUUCUUGGGAUACAUGAAAUGCUUAUUGUGAUAUACAUAAAAUGCUUGUAAUGCUUGGGGUACCAUAUACGUAAUAAA
This is a messenger RNA of Panicum virgatum (switchgrass), 2937 nucleotides long. RefSeq lists its product as uncharacterized. Gene Ontology annotation, biological process: transposition. The coding region runs from base 810 to 2357 and encodes 515 amino acids. The transcript is spliced from 12 exons. Lineage: Eukaryota; Viridiplantae; Streptophyta; Magnoliopsida; Poales; Poaceae. The record is from RefSeq and is a predicted model, not a curated record.